This is a messenger RNA of Salvia hispanica, 772 nucleotides long. Its product is annotated as ethylene-responsive transcription factor ERF003-like. Gene Ontology annotation, molecular function: DNA binding; DNA-binding transcription factor activity. Gene Ontology annotation, biological process: regulation of DNA-templated transcription. Lineage: Eukaryota; Viridiplantae; Streptophyta; Magnoliopsida; Lamiales; Lamiaceae. The record is from RefSeq and is a predicted model, not a curated record.
CUCCCCUAUUUAUUUCUCUGUGAAGGCCGCAAAGUUUCCCUACAAAAACACACCAUACACACUCUUCCCCUGCCUCCCCUUCACCUCUGCUCCUCUCUCUCUAUCUCUCCCAACACUCCACCAGCCACCUCUUGCUCCACGAAGCCCGCCGCCGCCAUGGCUCGGCCGCAGCAGCGCUUCCGAGGCGUACGCCAGCGCCACUGGGGAUCUUGGGUCUCCGAAAUCCGCCACCCAUUGCUAAAGACUCGAAUAUGGCUAGGCACGUUCGAGACGGCGGAGGACGCGGCAAGGGCGUACGACGCCGCAGCCAGGAUGAUGUGCGGGCCGCGGGCCCGCACAAACUUCGAGUACGGCCCUAGCGAGCCGUACUCGAAGCUGCUGUCAGCGACGCUGAUGGCGAAGCUGCAGAAGUGCCACCUGACGUCACUCAAGAUGUCUAGCAACAAAGCGGUUAGCAGCAAAACAGAGCAGCAGCCCCACAAUCGGACGGCGCAGAAUGGGUUAGAUGAGCAUGGACGGCAGCAGAUGAUGAUCAAGAGCGUUGAAGAUGAUCAGAUUGAGCAGAUGAUUCAAGAGCUGCUUGAUUAUAGCUCCAUUGAGUUAUCCUCUGUUAUGGACAGCUAAUUGUAAUUUUAGUUUUUCUUUUUUACUUUUUUUCUAUGUUAUUUACUUCCACAUAUUUCUUGGCUGUCACUUCUUGUUGUUCAACCCGACAUGGCUCUAUGUAAUUAGAUGGGCCCCAAAAUGUUAGCAAUAAAUUUAUUUUAUCUAA